CGCAGGGUGGAAGGCUGGGAUUGGUGAAACUCACUCGCCCGCCCUGCGGCUGUGAAAGGAGGUGGCAGCCGGGGAGGUCUGGCACGCGGACCCAGCCCCUGGUUCCGGCAGAUCACAGCUGCAGGGCAGCCAUGAGCCUGGUAGCCUACGAAUGUCCACCUGGCCCAGGCCUGGAGCCUGAGCCCUGUUCACGAGCACGUUCCCAGGCCUGUAUGUAUCUGGAACAGAUUCGUAACCGAGUGGCUAUGGGGACACCUGACAUGAACAAGCGUGACUACCUGGUAGACGCAGCCACCCAGAUCCGGCUGGCCCUGGAGCGUGAUGUUAGUGAAGACUAUGAGGCGGCCUUUAACCACUACCAGAAUGGUGUGGACGUCCUGCUCCGUGGUGUACAUGUUGACCCCAACAAGGAGCGAUGUGAAGCAGUAAAGGUGAAAAUUACCAAGUACCUGCGGCGGGCCGAAGAGAUCUUCAACUGCCACUUGCAGCGGACACUGGGCAGUGGAGCCAGCCCUGACACGGGCUUCAGCAGCCUGAGGCUCCGGCCCAUCCGCACACUGAGCUCUGCCCUGGAGCAGCUGAAGGGCUACAGGGUGGUUGGAAUCAUCCAGAAGGUGCAGUUGGUCCAGGAUCCAGCAACUGGAGGGACCUUCAUUGUGAAGAGCCUUCCCAGGUGCCACACCGUAAGCCGAGAGCGGUUAACUAUCAUCCCGCAUGGAGUUCCCUAUAUGACAAAACUACUGCGGUACUUUGUGAGUGAGGAUUCCAUCUUCUUGCACUUGGAGCAUGUGCAAGGAGGUACUCUCUGGUCCCACCUGCUUUCCCAGGCACACCUUCAACAUUCUAGGCUCAGGCCUGGCUCUGCCCAGAAGUCGAAAGCCCAGCUCAACACCUGUCUCAGCCUCAUGACUCCAGCACAGCUCCCACCAAGCCACACCAUGGGGCAGGACAAAAUCCCUCUGGAGCCUCCACAGACUUUUCAGAGCCUUCUUCCAGCUAAGGGGGCCCCAUCCCUCAGACCCCAGAAAGAGGCUUGCAGUGAGCCUUCAGCGGGGACCAGCACUUCCUGCUCUUCAGACCUCACAGAAGCCCCAAGAGGCCACUUGCGCAGUCAAGUCAAGCGAGCUGGUCAGAGCUUGAACCCUGGGUCCACUAGGGGGCUGGACUGGGUUCGAGAGGGGGCUGGUCGGGUGCUGGGGGGCUGUGGCCGAGGCAGAGGUCAGAGCCCCCCAUCAGUGAACAGGGCCAGGUGGGGGUACAGCAGAGCUCUCUGGAGUGUGAAGGAGGAACAGGUGAGACAGUGGGCAGCUGAGAUGCUAGUGGCACUGGAAGCACUACACGAGCAAGGGGUGCUGUGUCGGGACCUCAACCCACAGAACCUGCUUCUGGACCAGGCAGGUCACAUCCGGCUCACAUAUUUUGGCCAAUGGUCCGAAGUGGAGCCCCAGUGCAGCCAGGAAGCUGUAGACUGCCUGUACAGUGCCCCAGAGGUUGGGGGUAUUUCUGAGCUGACCGAAGCCUGUGACUGGUGGAGCUAUGGGUCACUACUGUAUGAGCUGCUCACAGGAAUGGCACUGUCCCAGAGCCACCCUUCAGGAUUCCAGGCCCACACGCAGCUCCAGCUGCCGGAGUGGCUCAGUCGCCCAGCAGCCUCGCUGCUGACUGAGCUGUUGCAGUUUGAGCCCCAGCGGAGACUAGGUGCUGGAGGAGGAGGCACCAGCAAACUCAAGUCCCACCCCUUUUUCAGUACUAUCCAAUGGAGCAGACUGGUGGGGUAAGAGGUGGGUUAGUAGGCAAGGAAGCAGCCAGCCUGGAUCUCCUGUUUGCCUGCCAUCUGAGCUGGCCCCUCUGAUCUGUGGACUUCAGGGGAAGACAGUGGGGCAGCGCAGCUCAGCAACCUGCUUGGGCCUAUAGUAAUGACUACUGUCCCGUAAAGGCCAGCCCCUGGGGAAGCUGCUGGAGGGUCGGUAAGAUCCACCCUGCUGAGCAACCUGAAGUCAUUAGUCAGUAGACACCUGUUGAGCACCUUGUACCUUUAACAUGGAUCAGUCAUGUUAAGGGGUGCUGUCACUCAAGUUCUGAACUGCUGAACAUCUGCUGAGCCAACCAACAAGUUUGGUGACACUGCCAUAUUGUACCCCACUUUGGACAACUCUGGAGACUCAUCUCAGGACACUGAUCCUCCGGAUCCAAACUAGGGCUGUUCUGGGUCCAUUGCAGUCAUGCAGCCAGUAGGUUGUUUCCAUUAGAGACUGUUCCCACAAGCACAGGGAAGGUGAGAAGGAAGUCUGUAGGGUGAGAUGAGAGGAUGGAUGAUCCACUCUACCCUCCUGAUCCUAACUUGUGAUUUGACUUUGGAGAACAAAAGAAGUCAGGAGAAGGCAGGGCUAAGGGGUGGUAGGUUAAGAAUGCAGUUUUUCCACUUAGACCAAGCCUGAAAACCAAAUAAAGAGCUUUCUUCCCUGUCAGGAGAGCCUACCCCAUGGAUCCAAGAGGGGAGUCUCUUCAUAUUGGUUGUCAUUCAGCAUUUUGGUCACGAGGUUGUACUCAAUUCACUGCCCACUAUGACUUUUGGGAUAAAAAGCCACAAAUUACCCACACUUUUGGCCAGGUGUUUCUGGUCUCAGAACUCGCGGGGGGGGGGGUAAGUGGCUAUCCCCAAAGACAAUGCCCCUCCCUAGGUUUGAGGGCUCCUCUCAGGACCUAUCCAGUCUCUGUGGUGUGGCACGUGCCACAAAUUUUCACUUGAUCUAUUCCUAUAUCCUUCUAGACCGUGUGUCUAUACCACAACCAAGUGGUGUCUAACACUGUUCACCACUUGGGCAACUGCCACCAAAUACCGGUGUCCUAGGGAGUCCCAAGAUUCCCAUUUCUUAGGCUGACUCUGGGCCAGAUGACAGGGGAAAGCACAACCCCUGUUCCAUGCUCCAUAGCCCCCAUCUUGCAGUCCCUGGGGUUUCCCCACCCUCCAAUAAAAUCUGUUCUUCCUGCAGUGCCCUUGCAUCAUUAAUGUAGUGAGUGACUUGCAAAGGGCAGAUUACAAGGGAAGCAGUCUGUCUUCUACAAAGCAGCCCUCAAGAGACGCGGUGGGUUGUGGGGGACACAGAACUCUACAGGUGGUAAAGAGAAACCUUGGAAAGUGCCUUACAGUGACCCCUUGAAAGAUGGUAUCUCCUGAGAAACAGGUCAAGAGGUUAACUUAGAACCUGCUGGAGUCGACUUACAAGUACAUGCUCCUUCUGUGACAACCCAUAAAGCCUACUUCAACCACUGCUUUAUGACGUACAAGUCAUUUCUGGGCCUCAUCUAGCCAACACACUGUAUAUCUGGCACUCUUGAGCCCUGUUUGGUCCUAGCUGUGGCAAAGAUUAUGGAUGACCUUUUAAUAAAAUG
Molecule: messenger RNA, 3393 nt
Organism: Nannospalax galili (Upper Galilee mountains blind mole rat)
Lineage: Eukaryota; Metazoa; Chordata; Mammalia; Rodentia; Spalacidae
Gene: Rps6kl1
Product: ribosomal protein S6 kinase like 1
Exons: 11
Coding region: 132-1778 (548 amino acids)
Biological process (GO): protein phosphorylation
Molecular function (GO): ATP binding; protein kinase activity
Source: RefSeq, a predicted model, not a curated record